Trichoderma aggressivum f. europaeum is the source of this 639-nucleotide messenger RNA. RefSeq lists its product as uncharacterized. NCBI's taxonomy places the organism in Eukaryota, Fungi, Ascomycota, Sordariomycetes, Hypocreales, Hypocreaceae. Gene Ontology annotation, biological process: Golgi to plasma membrane protein transport; intracellular protein transport; protein localization to Golgi apparatus. The coding region runs from base 1 to 639 and encodes 212 amino acids. Gene Ontology annotation, cellular component: Golgi apparatus. Gene Ontology annotation, molecular function: GTP binding; GTPase activity. The record is from RefSeq and is a predicted model, not a curated record. The transcript is spliced from 2 exons.
AUGUACCACCUUGCCAAAGGCCUCUACCUCCUCGCAACAAGCAAAGAAGAAUACUCCGUCAUCCUCCUCGGCCUCGACAAUGCCGGCAAGACGACCUUUCACGAGCAGGUCAAGUCCAUAUACCUCCCCAAUGCGCCCGAGCCCAAGCUCAAGACCGUCCCCACCGUCGGCCAGAACGUCUCGACUAUAACCCUGCCCGACAUGUACCUCAAGCUCUGGGACGUCGGCGGCCAGCACUCCCUGCGCAAGCUCUGGCAGAGCUACUACGCCAGCUGCCACGCCAUCGUCUUCAUCAUCGACAGCACCGACAUUGGCGACGGCGACCUGGCGCACGAGAACACGGGCCGCCUGGACGAGUGCAGGCUGGUGCUGGAAGACGUGCUGCAGCACUCGGAGACGGAGGGCGUGCCGCUCCUGAUAUUGGCCAACAAGCAGGACAGGGAGGACUGCGUCGAGACGAUACGCAUCAAGGAAGGGCUGGUCAAGCGGGUCAUGGAGGGCGAGAAGGGCGCUGCCAUUCGCGACUCGCGCGUGCUCGCCAUGAGUGCGCUGACGGGCGAGGGCGUGCGGGAAGCAAUCGACUGGGUGCGGUCGAGAGUCCAGUGGAACAAGGAGUCACGGCCACCUGUCAUGAGGUAG